Messenger RNA from Amphiprion ocellaris (clown anemonefish), 3869 nucleotides. Its product is annotated as AN1-type zinc finger protein 3-like. Gene Ontology annotation, molecular function: DNA binding; zinc ion binding. Lineage: Eukaryota; Metazoa; Chordata; Actinopteri; Pomacentridae. The transcript has 6 exons. The record is from RefSeq and is a predicted model, not a curated record. Bases 283 to 1032 code for a protein of 249 amino acids.
UCGCUCCUCUCUCCAGCUGAUCGGCCCAGGAUCCCCGGUGCUUCCGUCCGUCGUUCGCUCUGACGGCUCCGGCGUCUCAAUGUCGACUUAAACGGUCUGAAUUUCACCGAGUCAGUGGCCGCUCGUGUCGGCAAGUCGUUCAUUUAACACCGCAACAACGCAGGACAGUCUGGCUCGGGUGUUGACUGUGUACUUGUCAAAGCCAAGGGAAUCUAACUACGAGGCCCUCACUCCAUCCACGGAUUCACCUGCUACGCGGAGAGCCUGACACGGGAGACCGACAUGGGGGACACGGGGAGCGAGGGCAGCAAGCCUCCGAGUAACGUUAACGUUGUACCCCCGCGCUGCCCCUGUGGGUUCUGGGGGUCGAGCAAAACUAUGAAUCUCUGCUCAAAAUGUUUUGCAGACAUUCAAAAGAAACAGCCAAACGAGGAUUGUGCCCCAAAGGCCUCUUCCAGCACCAGCAGCAGUCAAGCAGAUAUCUUCUGUAAUGAAACGAACAGCAGCAUCAGUCAGUCCCUGAUGUCAAUGCCUAAUGCAUCAGAAGACCCUCUGCCUGGAGAGACGGGAGCGACCUCUGUACCUGUUCAGGACGGGGUAUCCAGCACAGACAGAGUCUUGGGUUCACUAUCCACUCCCACGAAACGUUCAUUUAACUCAGCCUCAGAGUCAGAAAGUGAUGUUUCACCUGAGAAGCGAGCAAGAGUGGGUGAGGUCCCAGAGGGUGAGGAGUCCUCGUCAUCAUUAUCAUCUUUGUCUGCAUCAUCGUCGUCAUCCUCGUCUCGCAGUGGCUCUAAACAGCGGAGCCGCAAACGUUGCCAUCGCUGCCAAACCAAACUGGAGCUGGUACAGCAAGAGCUGGGUUCCUGUCGUUGUGGUUAUGUCUUCUGCAUGCUCCACCGACUUCCAGAGCAGCACGAGUGUCUGUUUGACCACCUGGGUCGUGGGCGUCAGGAGGCCGUCCUCAAGAUGGUGAAGCUCGACCGCAAGGUGGGCCGCUCAUGCCAGCGCAUCGGGGAGGAGUGCUCUUGAGCAGCCGUUCCCCCUCAGAUGAAUCUCCGUGUUCAGACAGUGUGUCAGCACUAACAGGGAUAUGAUUUUCUUCUUCUUCUCACCUUGUUUUUUCAGGAUUUUUGCAGGUUUUUUGGAUACAAAUCUCCACUGUUUUGUUUUGUUUUUUAAACUUAAGUUAGCUCUUUUUAAAUCCCACAGUUACAGAUAUCCUGCUUGUUUCCUGCCUCUGUUGGCUUCAUCAUAUCCCUGCUGCUAAGUUGGAUUUUGGAAAAAGACAAACCCAGGAAUGACAGAACUAUAGAGAGCAAAGGAAAUACAUGAUUUCCUCACGUUUUUUUUGCAAGCUCUUGACUACGCAGGUGUGAAUGGAGUAAGAAUGAAAAAAAUGAUGAAGAGAAGAAAUACAAUGCUUUAUACUAAUGCUUAACUUGGAAGCCAGGAUAUACUCUUUACCUCAGAGAAGAAAAUUCAAAAGAUGCAAAGAAUGAUGAAGAGGAGGAGAAAGAAAUGGAUACCCUUCAUCUACACGUUGGCGCUGUUUAUAGACUGUGCUCUUUACCUCAAAAUCAGACCAGAGCUGCUUUGUACCCUGCGCCAGGCUUAGACUUUGUGAAGCAAACAAGCUAGACAGCCUCAGUUAAAGUCAGGGUCUUACCCCCUGGCCACCCAUCACCUAUAAUCCUAAACCUUUAGAAACACAAACACCUGUUAAUCAUCCACCUCAGGAUACUGAAGCUCAACCUUCCUACCAACUUGCAUCCUUCUCUCCUGCUCUACAAGACACCAUUUACUCCUUUGAUUUAAUUUUUGAUGGCAGUCGGGAUACUCUUAAGCCCAUUUUCAGAACUUGCAGCAAGUGUUGGACUCAGACACACAUAAUGGUGGUGGGAACAGCGAACUGGUUGUCCUCGGGUUACACACAGAUCCGUCUUCAGUGUUGGGAUGUGGCUGGUGAAGACCUAAUUUGUUGAGGAUUUUCUCUGUCUUCCUCUUUUCAUCUGUCUUCAUCUUAUUUUCUUCCACAUAGAGACAUUUCCUUCUCACAUCCCUAGUCUUUUUGGGUGGUGUAUGGCUUGUGUGUGCUAGAUGUGUACAACCUUCAGGAAGACAAAAUUUGCAGGACAUGAGAGACAAAGUGUGCUUUUGAUCUCUGAAUGGACCUGGAAUGUCUGCAUUGUCACACAUUACUAUAGUUUUGCAAAUACUCACAGUUCGACUCCUUUGUGUUAUUUUAUGUGCUCAGCUGUUGUUCAUGCUGAGCACAAACAGGUAAAAUCAAACAUUGCUGUACACUUUGAGUUUGGACUGAAGCUGCAAUAGCAAACUCAGAGGUUCCUGUUUGGGAUUGAGAUGGCUGUUCAGGUCUCUAAUAUUGUUCCAGGCCUUUGUUUCAGUUAUCCACAUUCUAAAGGUGAUUUUUGGUGCCAGCUUUGAAGCAAGACUUAAUGAUUUUGUGAUUUUCACUCCUUUCACCGAUACUUUGAUAUCCUUUACUACAUGUUAUGAUUUCCAGCCAGCAUGAUGCGAUCACAUGCAUUCUCCUUCUUCUUCCUUUCAUUUUGUUUUUCUCAUCUUUCCCUGUAUUGAUUGCUCUAUUUUUCCUUAUUUCACCCUCUCUGUCUCCCUUCCCCACUCUUUCUUGUGAUACUAUGGAUGAGGGAAUAGCGCUGGGGUUGGCAAUGUGCUGAAAGUGAAAAUCAGCAAAUAAUUACCUUCCAAACAUUUUCCUGGUGGACUAUGGAAGGAAUGAACGGAAAAUGCAUAAUGAAUGAAUAUUGUGUAUCUUAAAGAAAACCUUAUUUAACCUCUUUUGCGUUUCAGAUUUACUUACACUUAAGUGUAGUGCUGCAUUUUCGGUUGUAACGUGGUUAUAAAGGGGGAAGGUGAAUGUGGAAAAUUCUAUAUUUUUGUUUCUUUUGCUUUACUUUUUGCUUCCCCUUUCCAACAUUUUUUUCUUUUACUCAGAAAGAAUAAACUGGAUUAGACAAAAUACGAACAUCUCUGGUGUACUUACUGACAUAAUGGAUGUGAAAAUGGAUUGUUUUGUAGAAUUUAGUGUUUUUUUCAUCAGUUUAUCUUCUAUUCGGAGCUGAUUUUGCAGUCACACAUUGGAAGAACAAAUUUAAGAUGAAAAGCUAUAUGCACUUGGCAUAAUAUAUAUUUUUAAUGAGUGCAUGUGUGAGGUGAGGCGGGUUAGGCCUUCUUGCAACAUGCUGUUGGAUCUCUUGCAUGUCUUAACAGCCUGCCAAGUUUUAUAGUGAUGUAAACAUCUGUUUACUGCUCACAGAGGGCUGCUAUAAAUCUACUCUCAUUUACUUACCAAAUCUGUUUCAGUGAGUGUGUUUGUGUGUGAACAUGUGUGCUUGCUAAUGGGGGAAUUUUGACUAAAGAGGCUUCUGAUGGCAGCGAUGAGUCUCGUGGGUUGGCUGUACUAAUUAAUGUUGUGAAAAAGAAAACAUAUGUAGCCAUGAUCAAAAGACUGCUUCAUAUGUUGAAGUUGGUCAGCUGCCAGCUGGAGUGUAAUCUCUUACCCUCCUCUUCACCCUGACUGAGUCAGAACUAUGGAAGGUAGCAUGUAAAUUUGAAGUAGUUUUGAAAAGUUUCUUCUGUGCCAAGGUGAUUGAAACUUCAGAAAAAACAUUAUCAAUGCGUUCCUUCAGUUUCUAGGCUUUGGUGUCCGACCUUGGAUCAAGAUUUCUAAGAACUAAUAAGGCAAUAUUUAUUUGAUGUACUUUUUGUUUGCAAAAACAGAUGUUAAAUAUCUAUGAUCCACUUUGGACUCUUUCUGUGUUCUCUGAAAUCUAUACAAUGUAUGUUAAAGAUAAAUACUGAGAUCCUUGAAAUAGGAAAAAAUA